Messenger RNA from Papaver somniferum (opium poppy), 1398 nucleotides. RefSeq names its product pentatricopeptide repeat-containing protein At5g16860-like. Gene Ontology annotation, cellular component: intracellular membrane-bounded organelle. Gene Ontology annotation, molecular function: protein binding; RNA binding. The transcript has a single exon. NCBI's taxonomy places the organism in Eukaryota, Viridiplantae, Streptophyta, Magnoliopsida, Ranunculales, Papaveraceae. The record is from RefSeq and is a predicted model, not a curated record. Gene Ontology annotation, biological process: RNA modification. The coding region runs from base 1 to 1398 and encodes 465 amino acids.
AUGGCGACCUCAUUUCUGUCUCCAACCCUUCAAAUCCUACAGAAACAACAAACAUUAAAAACCCUAAUUCCGGCACCCUCUCAACGCAGAUACCGUUUACUUCUGCAACUACCUCGAUCAUCGAUGGUCCCAAUUCAUCGGAAUAACAAUCAAUAUCGAGAUUCUCAGCGUUUUUCAUCAUCAAGCAAUGACUGGUCGUUUGAAGAAAGAAUUGAAGAAGCUCUUGGUAUAUUGGAUUUAAUGGAAUCACAAGGAAUUGAACCUGAACCUAAUUUGUUCUGUACUCUCCUGAAGAGCUGUGCUGAGGCGGAGAAUAUUGAAUUAGGUAAAACGAUUCACUCUAAGAUAGUUGGAACACAAUUAGAAAACAAUGCUUAUGUUGUGAAUAAUCUCAUUAAUUUAUAUUCAAAAUGUGGAUGUUUAGAAACUGCUCGUGAACUGUUUGAUAAUAUGUCUGCUAGGAAUACUGUGUCUUGGACUAGUAUUAUUUCUAUGUAUAGUCAGUAUGGUUUCCAUGAAGAAGCUCUGCGCCUUUACAAUUCCAUGAAAUUUGAUCCAAGAAUUAGACCUAAUCUUUUUACGUAUACAAUAGCAUUGAGUUCUUGUGCUAAGAUUCAGAAUUUGAAAAUGGGUAUUCAAAUUCAUGAAGAUUUGGUUAAAGAUGGGUGUGAAAAUGAUGAUUUUAUUGUCACGACAUUGAUUGAUUUUUAUUCUAAAUGUGGGAAGACCGAUAAUGCACGUCGGGUAUUUGAUAGGAUUCAAGUACCAACAAUUCCUAAUUGUACAGGAAUGAUUGAUGGUUAUACGGUGAAUAACCGAAGUAAGGACGCGAUCAACUUAAUUAGAAGGAUCUUGAGGUCUGGGUUUGAUUUGAAGAUGGUUAAAGAUUUGGGCUUUACUUGUUUGCUUAGACCUUGUACUAACGAAAAACUGCUUAAACAAGGUCAAGAAAUUCAUGUAAACAUGAUUAAAUUUGGGUAUAAACCCGGAGCGCAGACAAUCAUUUCUCUAGUUAACCUAUACGAGAAAUGUGACAAAAUGGUAACUGCUCGUCGUUUAUUUGAUGAGUUGAUUGAGAAGCAUGUAGGGUUAUGGGCAAGAAUGAUAGCUGGGCAUGUAAGAAAUGGAUUGAACCAUGAAGCUAUGGAGUUAUAUUUUGAAAUGAUUUGUGAAGAUGUUGAACCAAAUCCUUUUGCACUUUCUUCUGCUAUUAGUGCUUGUAUUGCUACAUCAGGUCUGAAAGAUGGGAAGGAAAUACAUGGUCGAGCAAUUAAAUCUGGUUGUAGGUUAUCAGAAGAUGUUAUUGUAGUUAGCCUUGUGAAGUUUUACAGUGAGUUUGAGCUGCUUGAGGAUGUGCAAAAGGUUGUUAGAUGCCAUAGGGAGCAAGUAUAUCCAUGA